AUGGCAGUGGGUGACGUUGUCGAGUCUGGUGCACAAUUAGACCACGACUUUAGUCCUCACGUGAAGAUUGAGUCGAGUCCACUGGCUGUAUUGUUUCGCAAUUCCUUCAUACAGAUCAGCAUGCCUGUGGAAGGCGUGCACCAGAUCUCCACUUUUCCACCACUGUCAAAUCUGCUGCCAUCCGCGGUAGCCGAUAACUAG
Opisthorchis viverrini is the source of this 201-nucleotide messenger RNA. RefSeq lists its product as hypothetical. NCBI's taxonomy places the organism in Eukaryota, Metazoa, Platyhelminthes, Trematoda, Opisthorchiida, Opisthorchiidae. Bases 1 to 201 code for a protein of 66 amino acids. The transcript has a single exon. The record is from RefSeq and is a predicted model, not a curated record.